AGGCGCUCUGUGAGUAGAGCUGAGCUGUCCUGUGCUAACAGCAGCACUCUGUAGAGCAGACGGUGUUCCUCUGAAUGUGGAUACCUUUUUAUCCUGGAGCCGACAGAGCUAACUUCCUCCUCUCUGGACUUAGGACGGUCGAUCUGAACAACUUCUAGCUUCUACAAUUCUUUAUUCCCUUGGAAGGUUUCUAGCUCUGUGUCCCUCUGCUGUGUUCAGGAUGCUGAGCACUGUGACUCUGCAGCAGAUCCUCUCCAGCCUGUUGGUGCUGGGCAGCGCUGCCCUCAUGACAGUGAGUGUCCCGCUAAGUGCUCCUGCUCCCACUUGCCCCAGCCUUGCCCGGCGGGCGUCAGCUGGGUGAGCGACCGCUGUGGCUGCUGUAAAGUCUGCGCUCGGCAGUUUAAUGAGGACUGCAGUGCCACCCAACCCUGCGAUCACAUCAAGGGGCUGCGCUGCCACCUAGGGGCCAGAGGAGACCCGGAGAGGGGGCUGUGUCGAGGUGAGUGGAGGCACAUGUUAACCCAUAGUGGCAAAAUAGCUGUGUGUACAAGGAGGAAGUUAUAAUGAGACAGCAAAUAUACAUACAGGGCCCCGCCCCCUGUACUUGGACCACGCCCUCAUCCAUAACUCCUGUCCCUUGAACUUGUGGGGGGUCCCAUUGCACCCAGCAGAGGUUUCUGAGGUCUAUAACCAGAAGACAUGAGGAUUUAUUUUAUGAGGUUGUGUACAAACACAUGCUGUCGUUCUAUGAAGUGAAGUGUGUGUGUGUUUGUGUGUGUGUGUGUGUGUGUGUGUGUGUGUGUGUGUGUGUGUGUGUGUGUGUGUGUGUGUGUGUGUGUGUGUGUGUGUGUGUGUGUGUGUGUGUGUGUGUGUGUGUGUGUGUGUGUGUUGUGUGUGUGUUGACAGCGGAGGCCCAGGGUUUACCCUGUGAGUUCGGGGGCCGGGUGUACCAGCAUGGAGAGGACUUCCGGCCCAGCUGCCAGCACCAGUGCACCUGCAUGGACCGGGUGGUGGGCUGCAUGCCCCUCUGCCCCCGCCAGGUGCCGCUGCCUGACUGGCGCUGCACGCGGUCCCUGCUGGCCAAGCCGGAGGGGGGCUGCUGCGAGGAGUGGGUGUGUGAUGACAACAACCACAUCAGUGAGGAGCCAGACGAGCCGACACACACCUCCCUGCCAGACAGCCAGCGGCCCCCCAACCACAUCAGUGCCCUGCUGCAGGCCCCGCUCCAGCCUUGGCACCCAGCUGCCACUGGGGGGGCAACGUUUAGAGAGAUGGUGUCUGUUCCCAUGUCUGAGGUGUUGCUCAAACCCAGCUGCUUCCCACAAACCACAGAGUGGACCGAGUGUUCCACAUCAUGUGGGAUGGGCAUCUCGAGCCGAGUGACCAAUGACAACCGGGACUGUCAGCUGGUGAGGGAGAGCAGGCUAUGUCAGAUCCGCCAAUGUGAGCCUCAGCUUCCUGUGGCUAGCAAGAAGGGGAAGAAGUGUCAGCGAACUAUCCGCCCCCAGGAACCGAUCAGAAUCACCUUCGCCGGAUGCUCCACGAGGCAUCGGUACCGGCCCCGCACCUGUGGGACAUGCAGCGAUGACCAGUGCUGCACCCCCUCCCUCUCCCGCACUGUGCGGCUCCGCUUCCACUGCCCCGAUGGAGAGGGCUUCUACAGAAACGUGAUGUGGAUCCAGCGCUGCAGCUGCAGCCCAAGCUGCGGCUCACACAGCGCCCCCCUCAGCCCGGCAGUCAGCCUCCACAACGACAUCCACACCUUCAGGCGCUGAGAAGCCUGCCCUGGCCUGGCCCGCUGGGCAAAGACAUUCCCUCUACCCAACUCAGCAAUACACUCGCUUGCACUUUAAGCCUCCUGCCACAUGACAUCAGUCCUCACAGUGUGCUGCUGUCAGAGGGCAGAGAGCUUUCACUGAAACUCCUUAACUUAAUGAGAAUGUCCUCUCCACAGAGGGGGAGGGUGUGUACAGACGGAAGGUUUUCCUGACGAGGAUCAGAAAACAUUUAGAACUAUUGAUGUAAAUAUGGACGCGUCUUAAAUAAUAAGGAAGAACUCACUGACGAGAGGCAUAUUCAUCAUCGACUAUAUGUCUAGAUGGCUAUGUGUUCUCUGUGAUACAAUAUGUGUGUGUGUGUGUGUGUGUGUGUGUGUGUGUGUGUGUGUGUGUGUGUGUGUGUGUGUGUGUUCCAUGUGAGAUUGCUGACAGAGAAUGUGCGUAUUAAUCCACUUAUAAGUAUAUAGAUUAAAGCAUGGACUUAACUCUUAUUGUGGAGUGGUAAAUUUCAAGGAUCACCUCAUUUUACGGGGUGUGAUUUUAUUUUGUAUUAUGUACAUAGAAUUCAUUUUUUUAAGUAAUGAAAGGAUGCUAUAUAUUUAAAACUUGUCACUCACGUCCAUUGUCUUUCAACAACUGCACAUCAAAUAAAAACGUAUCAUCCUGAAA
Messenger RNA from Eleginops maclovinus (Patagonian blennie), 2447 nucleotides. RefSeq names its product cellular communication network factor 1, like 2 (gene ccn1l2). Lineage: Eukaryota; Metazoa; Chordata; Actinopteri; Perciformes; Eleginopidae. Gene Ontology annotation, molecular function: heparin binding; integrin binding. The transcript is spliced from 4 exons. Gene Ontology annotation, biological process: cell adhesion; signal transduction. Gene Ontology annotation, cellular component: extracellular matrix; extracellular region. The record is from RefSeq and is a predicted model, not a curated record. Bases 735 to 1775 code for a protein of 346 amino acids.